AUGGCUAAGCAGCUUGACGAUUUGGGUCUUUUCUGGCGAAUGGUCUGGCAACAGGAAGUAGAGAAGAUUGUCAUGUUGACCAAUUUGGUUGAGGGUAAGAAUUCCGAAGAAAGAAGUCUGCAUCAUCUUCAGUUUACAAGCUGGCCAACCAAAGACGUCCCUGAUAACGUUACAUCAUUGAUAGAGUUAAGACAGAGGGUGAACACCCUGCCGAGAACAUUUGGCGGACCAGUGAUUGUGCAUUGCAGUGCUGGCGUUGGAAGAACGGGAACCUAUAUUGCUCUGGACAUUCUGACUAACCAGGGUGAGACAGAAGGAGCUAUAAAUAUCCCUGGAUGUGUUCUCAACAUGAGACAGAACAGGCCCAGCAUGAUUCAGACCUUGAGUCAAUACAAGUUUUUACACGAAGCUUUGGUCCAUUCAUUGACUCUUGAUUGCUCGUUAAUAAGCAGAGAACACUUUCAUAAAUAUAUGUCCAGUAAACAGAAGGUACACCAGCAGUAUGAGAGUUUCAAAACGAAAAACCGGUUCUUAGUUGCACAAACACCUCUGCCUGACACUGUUUCCGAUUUCCUUACACUUGCUGUUCAAGAAAACUGUUCCUGUAUCGUUAAUAUGGAGGCAAACUUGGAAAAGCAUGAGAUGUGA
Mya arenaria is the source of this 648-nucleotide messenger RNA. RefSeq names its product tyrosine-protein phosphatase non-receptor type 7-like. NCBI's taxonomy places the organism in Eukaryota, Metazoa, Mollusca, Bivalvia, Myida, Myidae. The record is from RefSeq and is a predicted model, not a curated record. The transcript is spliced from 6 exons. Gene Ontology annotation, biological process: protein dephosphorylation. The coding region runs from base 1 to 648 and encodes 215 amino acids. Gene Ontology annotation, molecular function: protein tyrosine phosphatase activity.